This is a messenger RNA of Hemicordylus capensis (graceful crag lizard), 974 nucleotides long. It is a transcript of the gene PDE6G, whose product is annotated as phosphodiesterase 6G. Lineage: Eukaryota; Metazoa; Chordata; Lepidosauria; Squamata; Cordylidae. The coding region runs from base 545 to 808 and encodes 87 amino acids. The transcript has 5 exons. Gene Ontology annotation, biological process: positive regulation of G protein-coupled receptor signaling pathway; positive regulation of epidermal growth factor receptor signaling pathway; visual perception. The record is from RefSeq and is a predicted model, not a curated record. Gene Ontology annotation, molecular function: cGMP binding; 3',5'-cyclic-nucleotide phosphodiesterase activity. Gene Ontology annotation, cellular component: photoreceptor outer segment membrane.
UUCACCUCACGCCGCCAUGGGGCUUAUCAGGAUUUUGGAGCAGAUGGUCUCCCCAGACUGCACCGAGCUUGAGGCGGCUCAGAAGUUCCUACACCAGGCAGCCAUCAAGAACCUGCCUGUUUUCCUUUGCCCACAGAAGGAGCUCGUGCCACUGCCUCCCUCCCCCGAGUGCCCACAAACCAACUGGCAGUUGCUGUCUCCGCCAUGCAGCGGCACCAUGAAAAAUGUUGUUGUUUUUAAAGAUUUGACUUACCCUGACCCACCCCCAGCCCUCAAGUGGCCAGGACUAUAAACAAUAUAUCUAUCAUUGAGGAUGACACGGACAAUAAUUGAGGAUUAAAAACAAGGGUCAUAAUCCUAUUAUAAGGAGAACAAUAAAUCUAGCAACCUCUUUGAAUCCUCUAGAGUGCCUGCAAGCUAGGGAUUUACCCACUGGCAACUGUUAAGAUCAGCCAUAGUCUUUCAAGACAGUGCAUCAUUGGUAUCUGACCAACUCACAGGAAGUCAGCCUUUUGUGCCAAGGUGUCAUUCAUUCACCACAACCAUGAACCUUGAACCUCCCAAGCCAGAGAUCAGAUCAGCCACUGGAGUGACUGGAGGGCCAGCCACCCCCAGGAAAGGACCCCCCAAAUUCAAGCAGAGACAAACCAGGCAGUUCAAGAGCAAGCCACCAAAGAAGGGUAUCCAAGGAUUUGGUGAUGACAUCCCUGGUAUGGAAGGCUUGGGAACAGAUAUUACUGUGAUCUGUCCCUGGGAAGCCUUCAGCCACCUCGAGCUCCAUGAGCUGGCACAAUAUGGUAUCAUCUAAAUAGCCUGCUAGAAAAGGAAUGACAUGUAUAGCAUUGCAUUGCCUUUUCAGUAGUCUGGGCAGUUCGUGACCUUCCCCUUAUUUAUGCCCCCAGUUCUGCAGAUUACUUAUACCAAUAGUAAACAGUUCUUGGCUCUCAGCAAUUGAUACAGCUAAAAUAAAACAA